AUGUCGGCCGCAGCUCUGCUUGCCCGCGCAUCGGGAAGAUUGUGUCUGCAGUCGCUGAGGGCCAGAGAGUCUGUCGCAACUCCCGCCCUCUUCGGUGCCCUGAGCAGAUACUAUGCCUCCAAGUCUUUCCCCCCUCACACCAUCAUCAGCAUGCCCGCCCUGUCACCCACCAUGACCGCCGGCAACAUUGGUGCUUGGCAGAAGAAGGCCGGUGAUGCCCUGGCUCCCGGUGAUGUUCUGGUCGAGAUCGAGACCGACAAGGCCCAGAUGGACUUCGAGUUCCAAGAGGAGGGUGUUUUGGUGAAGGUCCUCAAGGACUCAGGCGCAAAGGACGUUGCUGUCGGAAACCCCAUCGCUGUCAUGGCUGAGGAGGGUACCGAUGUCUCAGCCUUCGAGUCUUUCACCAUCGAGGAUGCUGGUGGUCAGAAGGAGGCCAAGGAGGGCAGUGGACAGGAGGCCGCCAACGCUUCUGAGCCCCCAUCCAACUCUUCCGGCACUGCUCCCGCCCCCGCCCAGUCAUCUCCCGCUCCCCAGGCACAGGAGUCCGAGUCCACUGGUGAGCGCCUCCAGACCGCUCUCGAGCGCCAGCCCAAGCUCAGCCCCGCUGCUCAGAAGCUCGCCCUUGAGAAGGGUGUUGCAAUCAGCCAGGUCAAGGGCACUGGACCCGGUGGUCGCAUCACCAAGGAGGACAUUGAGAAGUUCAAGCCCGCUGCCACUGCCGCCGCUGCUCCUGCUGGUGUUGCUAGCUACGAGGACGUCCCUGCCUCGUCCAUGCGCAAGACCAUCGCCGCUCGCCUGACCCAGUCCAUGAACGAGAACCCCCACUACUUUGUCGCCUCAUCCAUCUCGGUCAGCAAGCUCAUGAAGCUCCGUCAGGCCCUGAACUCCGCUGCCGACGCCAAGUACAAGCUUUCCGUCAACGACUUCCUCGUCAAGGCUCUCGCUGCUGCUGCCCGCAAGGUCCCCGCUGCCAACUCCAGCUGGCGCGAGGAGAACGGCAACGUCUUCAUCCGUCAACACAACACUGUUGACGUUUCCGUCGCUGUCGCUACCCCCGUUGGUCUCAUGACCCCCAUUGUCAAGAACGUCAACGGUACCGGUCUCGAGUCCAUUUCCAGCCAGAUCAAAGAGCUCGGCAAGCGUGCCCGUGACGGCAAGCUCAAGCCCGAGGAGUACCAGGGCGGCACCAUCACCAUUUCCAACAUGGGUAUGAACGCUGCCAUUGACAGAUUCACCGCUGUCAUCAACCCUCCCCAGGCCUGCAUCAUCGCUGUUGGCGCUGUCAAGAAGGUCGCCAUUCCCUCUGAGAACGAGGACGGCAUUGAGUGGGACGAGCAGAUCGUCAUUACUGGUUCGUUCGACCACAAGGUCGUUGACGGUGCUGUCGGUGGUGAGUUCAUGAAGGAGCUCAAGGCCGCCAUCGAGAACCCUCUCAGCUUGAUGCUGUAA
Molecule: messenger RNA, 1449 nt
Organism: Aureobasidium melanogenum CBS 110374
Lineage: Eukaryota; Fungi; Ascomycota; Dothideomycetes; Dothideales; Saccotheciaceae
Product: dihydrolipoamide acetyltransferase component of pyruvate dehydrogenase
Exons: 3
Coding region: 1-1449 (482 amino acids)
Biological process (GO): pyruvate decarboxylation to acetyl-CoA
Cellular component (GO): pyruvate dehydrogenase complex
Molecular function (GO): dihydrolipoyllysine-residue acetyltransferase activity
Source: RefSeq, a predicted model, not a curated record